Messenger RNA from Symbiodinium sp. CCMP2456, 2784 nucleotides. The record is from the annotation of a GenBank genome assembly. Lineage: Eukaryota; Dinophyceae; Suessiales; Symbiodiniaceae.
AUGGAGCCCAAUGGCGUGCUGCCGGAAGGGGGAGAAGGCGGAGAGAGCAUCGAGCUGGGGCAGCGGCAUGAGGCGCGCAUCGGGCCUCCGCCCAAGUUAUCCCGCAUUCGGGCACACCCUGCCGGACUGCAAAUUGCAAUGAUUGCAAAGCCUCAGGUGUGGUACUUCCUCCUUUGCCUCCUAGUCGCAGGGCUGCCAUGUGCGGCCUCCGUCGUUCUUUGGUCCGACAUGGGCUUUGGCCAGGAGGUGUACGCGUACUUCUUUGGUGGCACAGCGCACGGGGCGAUCUACGCUGGACUGUCGCUUCUGCUGCUGCUGUGCCUGUACCUAUUGGACUUCUUUUGGCCCCCCCACCUCGAAGGCCAAUACUUCGUUCUAUGCGACAAGGACAUGUUUGUUGGGAGGGCCAUUUUGGGCAUCGCGGGCAUGCUGUUGUUCGCUGCAGCACUCAAUCUGGCGGAGACGUAUCCAGCAGUACCCAUCCAGUGCACGGUUCUGCUGGGUCCAUUGCUGACCACGGUUGUGCGGGCCUUGACGCGGCCUCUGCCAGAGGAUGCUGAGCCGGUCUUCAACCAAGUAGGGCACGUGCACAGCAUGAGGAUGCUGAAGAUGCAGCGCUACGUUGGUUCGGAGAGGGAUGCUACGGCAUUCUAUGCUGGUAGCAUGACGGCGUUUUUCCUACUUGGGAUUCUGACCUUGGCCGUCUGGCUCGUGUGGGCGCUUAACGAGAACAUCGAUUUUAGCGACGUCACUUUUGGUGAUGCCGAGUCGGAGCUGACGUACAUUCGUUGGGUCUCGCCCGUGGCAGUGGGCUUGGCGUACCUGAUGUUCGGCUUAAUUGUGUCUCUGCGAGUAGGUCUGGCGAAAAGCUACAACCAUGGCGACAUGUUGCUCCAGAUGGUGACUGAAAGUGACCAGGUCACAAUGAGCAACGGGCGCAAGUCAGUGCGCCGCAAGACACUGGUGGGCCUCGUUUCGCAGCAGAUCGAGGAUGAGGACUGCAAGCUGGCUUUCGACAAGCUGAGCAACACACAGAAGGACAAGUUCGCAGAGAAGCAGAUGCAGAACUUGGACCUCGUCUCUCGCAUGAUCAAAGUUUGUGGCUGUGUCUUUGUGCUCAUGUUCGGCACCACUUGGAUGGCCAGUCAGCUGGUUUCCUCCAGUAGCCACCUUUCUGACCUGGUUCUUGGGUUCCUCGGGGUCUUCAGCAUGAGCUUCUGCCUCUUCGUGGCCGUGGCUUUCCAGCGGCUGAAGACGGUCAUGGCCGACUGGUGCAAGAACCUACCACUUUACCGGCUGUCCGUGAGCCUCCUGAAAAGUGAUUGGGUGCGUGCGCUGCUCGUCUUCUGCUUCAGUCCACUGCUACCCGUGGUGCUGGCUCUUUCCUGCUUGAACCAGAAGACUCGCAAGUGGCGCGGCCUCCCAACCAUCACCUAUGAGGCAGAGGAAUCGGUCGCGCUUGCACCGAACAGUGACGCGGAGCAGCUCUGGCUCACGCAGCGCGUCUCCUUCCAGGUGGAGGCAAUGCGUCUGGACUGGGACUGGAUCUCUAUCUUCAUGAAGAUGUAUGUCUUCGGCCUCCUCAUGCUCCUCUACGUGACUUUUCCUAUCCUGCUGAACGUCUUCCUUUCCUGGCUCAGCUCGGCACUUCAGGGCUUUGACUUCGGCUUGGUAUGCCUCUGCAUCGUUCUGGCAGGCAUGUGCUGCUUCCUUCUACCUCCGGUGCCGGGGGUGCCUGUCUACCUGUUCGCUGGCAUCAUCAUUGCGGAUAAGUGUCCCCUGGGCUUCGAGGCCGGUGCGGGCAUUGCCAUCGCAGUGGGGUUCCUUCUGAAGCUCAUGGCUUGCGCCAUGCAGCAGAAGCUCAUUGGGGAGCGCCUGGGCGCAAACUUGACCAUUCGCACACAGGUCGGGAUCAACACACCGAUGAUCCGUGCCAUUGAGGCUGUGCUCCGCGAGCCGGGCAUGAGCAUCGGAAAGGUGUCGAUUCUCUGCGGAGGCCCGGACUGGCCCACCUCCGUCUUGGCGGGGAUCCUGCACCUGUCGCUCUUGGAGUGCGAGCUCGGAACCCUACCCAUCGUGUUCUUCGUGGCCGCCUGCUCCCUCUCGGGAUCCUUCUACUUGAAGCAGCACGAGAGUGAGUUGUGGGACCGUGCCGCCACGUUCAUGAUGUCGGCCUCGGUGUUCCUGUGCAUGCUGCUCCAGAUCAUGGGUGCCUGGGCCAUACAGACGCAAUUGGACCAACGGGAGUGGGAGUUGACGAAGCCCUUGGAGCAGAACGUGGAGCUGGACUGGCUGGACUUUCGCUGGCGAGAGAUGUCACGGUCGCUCUUGCUGAGGUGGGUCGACGUCCCAGCUUGGAUUCGGGCCGUGACCCUCCUUGGAGUACUCAUACAGGUGAUGGUGGGGCAAGUGUUCUACUGGAGGUCGUCCAUGUGUUUUGGGGAGUUCGAGGUCACGGACGACAUCGACUCCUUGGAGUGGUGGGUGGACGGCGAGUCAGGCCUCGUCCUUCUUCCAGGACUUGUUUGCUGCUGCCUGUCGAUCGGAGGCUGGGCCUUUUACUUUGUCAUGUCCUGCUGGCUGAAGCAGAAGCGAGCAAAGCCCUUCUCGGACAUGGCAAAGCGACUGGAUAUGAUCGAGGUCCGCUGGAAGGAAAUGAGACGCGCACUAGCCGCGGAUCUUUCUGCUCAUGGCGCCUGCAGGGACAACUGGGAGGCUUUGAGGCAUGCAAACGAGACGGCCCAAGAGAUGCUGAGGGAAGCACGUGUGAUGGCCACGGAGUAG